AUGGACAGUGCAUUCCCGAAGCGUCCCUCCUUCGUGAGAUACGGACCAUACACCUAUGAUGACUACGGAGUCACCGUAGCAAACAUCCCCAGAGCAUCAUCCCAGACGCUGGCAACACUCUUCCCCACGAAUCCGGUCACUGCACCCAGCAGAAGGCCCGUGAAGCGGUGGAUAGCUGCCCAGCUCCAACACUUCGGCAUCCCCUAUCAGCCAUCUAAUACUAUAGCUCAGCUGCUGGCUCUCCUUGAAAGAGAGUACAAAGACGGAAAGUGCAGCUACGAGUCGCCUUCGGUCCGCCUUCUCGACAAAACCAUGUACGACAUGUACAAUGCCGUGCAGGAGGCCUAUCAGCAGCAAAAGGCUGAGUGGCGGAAGAAGAAGUUCGCUCGUCAGGUCUCUCCUUCUGACGAAGCUCUGUUCGAUCCUUUUCUUUUUAUGGCCAAGUACUUCCUCGACAAGGAGAACGGAGUGCCGGACAAAUCCAAGCAGACAGAGGCCAUUGUCUUGCACAAUGUUUAUAACCAGCAGUUCGUGAGCACGGCUCUCUCCAUCCCCGGUCUGAGCUUCCACAUCAGCCACCCGGCCACCGUCAUCGGAUGGGCAGACACCUUCGAAGAAGGCUUGGAUGCAGGCUUCGCCAGUCUGUCACAGAACCACGUCAAGGAAUAUGUGCCGACCUUUGAGGCGAACUUUGAUCACUGCCGCUUCCUGGCCAAGUAUUUCCUGUCGCUUGACUAUCCCUAUGAAAUGGGUGUCCCUGCUCGUGACAGAACCGUGGAGCCCGUGCAGCUUAUGCCCCAGCUGUAUUUCGACGUGCGCGAGAAACUCAGAAAGGAAGUGGCCAAUAUCAACGGUCUUUUGAUCGCGACUACCCCCGGUCGAGGCGGUACCUGGACACUUAUUACCUGGAGCGAGUACGCAGACAAGCUCACCGGUGUAGUCUCGAAGAUCCACGCCGCCAGUAUGAAUGAGAAGAUGUACGACGAUACUCUCAUCUCUCUGGUGUGGCAGUCCAAGCUCAGUCGCCAUACCCUGUUCAAGCAGUGCGUGAAGCCCAACAACAACACUUCGGCGUUGAGAUUGAGCCAGCUGCAGGGCCAAUAUGUCAUCCGCUGCAACGCCAUCGAUCCCUGGGGUUACGAGGACUUCUCUCUCGACAUCAACGCACCCCGUCGCAACGAUCCCGCCGCGCGCGCAACCUUCUCUCUGGGAAAACUGCAGGGAGCUAUGAUCCUCGCUCUAGACUGCGACAAAGUGGACCAGAUGCGCAAGAUCGUGGAAAAGAAAAGCACCGCCACUCAACAUAGCACUCCCGAGUCCGAUGAUGAUAAUGAGAUGGACGAACACUUGACCGUCCACCGAUUCAGAGACGACGAUGCUAAGUGGCGAGUCUACCUCCAGUACGCAGGUACCUGCAACGGUCUUAACCAGGUCGAUGAGCACAAUGAGCAGGUCGGGUUCAUUGAUUUCAACGUUGACCCUGAGCGAAGCGACGAUGAUGAAGAGAAAGCUCUGGGCUAUGGUCUUGCGUACGGACGCGGUCUUAUCGUCGGUCCUAAGUAUAUGACUUCGCGCAAGAGCGACAAGGGCGAGAUUCUGGAGAUUGAGGUCUUCAAGUGGACUGGUGAUACCGUCCGAGUCGCGGCUGAGUGGAAUGCGUUUAACUUCUGGGGUGGAUUUGAAGCCCGAUUCAGAGUUGGUGAGAGAGCUAUGACUAUGACCAAGGGGUAUGAGCUUUAG
Aspergillus niger is the source of this 1740-nucleotide messenger RNA. RefSeq lists its product as hypothetical. The transcript is spliced from 2 exons. NCBI's taxonomy places the organism in Eukaryota, Fungi, Ascomycota, Eurotiomycetes, Eurotiales, Aspergillaceae. The coding region runs from base 1 to 1740 and encodes 579 amino acids. The record is from RefSeq and is a predicted model, not a curated record.